Molecule: messenger RNA, 2785 nt
Organism: Pseudo-nitzschia multistriata
Lineage: Eukaryota; Bacillariophyta; Bacillariophyceae; Bacillariales; Bacillariaceae
Source: the annotation of a GenBank genome assembly
UAGGGCGUCGUCAACCACGGCACGAAAAAGAGCAAACACCCAGGGUGGGUACGUUAAACUCCAAGAGAUUCCAUCGGASAAUAAAAGAUAUCAGUGUAGAAGGAAAAUGGCGGACUUGCUACCAGCUCUUUCGUCCGACGACGAAAAUGGAAUCAUUGAUGAUGACGAUGACGACGASGAGGAGGAGAAAAUGGACAUUGUUUUCGGGGGUCUCUUGGUAAGUGUUUUCGUCUGGAUUUUUGGCAGCAUCGGGAAGAGUGGGACGRCUGAAAGAUAAUGGUGGAAGCAAGGUCUAGCGCGAACUGACGUUUUGCGAUUUAAUAAACUGUUGAACGAAUGGUCCAAACAGGGUGAAGAUGGUGGCCUACCCUCCGGCUUGCUCGCAGGAGAACAAAAGGGCUGGUCAUAUCAAACGGCCCUGGAUAAAAUCGAGCAGGAAAACAGUAAUUCUGCAUUCAAAGCACCGGAACGGAUGGAUCUCGCUUCCAUCAUUGCUGCGAAGAGGCAGAUUCUAAAAAAGAAAACUAGCUCUAAGCAACAACAACAAAACUCGGACGAAGACCCCACKGAAGCAGAAAAGUCUGAUGACGAGUCGAGCGAAACAGGAUCUGAUAGCGACAAAUCUAGAGAUAACGAUGAMAAAGAGAAGGAUAGCGAUGAGGGAGAUAGCGACAGCAGUGACGAUGACUCGGACGACGACGCAGACGAUGAAGUAGAUGAUGCAAAUAACAAUACGAUGGAAGAAGAUGUUCUCAAAACCCGCAUUGGUGAAGUGGAGGAGGACGAUGAGGAAGAAGAAGAUGAGGAUGAAGAGGCACGGAAAGAGGCCGAGAAGGCUGCCAAGUUUUUUGACAAUGAAUCUGGAAAGAAAAAUUCCACCGAUGAAAUCGAAGCCUUCACGCAACUUACGCUAUCCCGUCCGUUGCUUCGUGGUAUUGUUGCCAUGGGAUACGUGAAACCGACCAAAAUUCAGGCGUCGGUCAUUCCAGUCGCUCUUGCAAAAAGAGAUAUUUGUGCCAGCGCUGUAACCGGUAGUGGAAAGACGGCUGCAUUUUUGCUGCCCAUCCUUGAGCGACUUAUAUAUAGACCACCUGGUCGGACCAAGGCUCUCGUCCUGACACCAACCCGUGAGCUUGCAGCCCAGUGCAUGGGAAUGAUUUCGACACUAACGCAAUUUACAAAAAUAACUUCCGUUUUGGUGGUUGGAGGAUCGAAAAACAUGAACGCUCAAAUUUCUGAGCUGAGGACUCGACCACAAAUUAUUGUCGCCACACCCGGAAGAUUACUGGAUCACGUUACUAAUUCAGCAGGUGUUUCACUGGAAGAUGUGGAAUUCUUGGUGCUCGAUGAGGCAGAUCGACUUCUCGACUURGGAUUCCAAGACGAAGUGAACGAAUUGAUCAAGGCAACUCCAAUCGAUAGGCAAACUCUGCUGUUUAGUGCGACCAUGAACACAAAGGUCGAUGACUUGAUCAAGCUUAGUCUCAAGAGACCCGUCCGCAUUCGGAUUAGUGACAAGAGCAGCUCCAAAGAUCUGGAGGUCGCACCACGGCUGGAGCAAGAAUUUGUUCGUGUUCGAUCUGGAAACGAAGGGAUCAACCGUGAGGCUAUGCUGAUCGCGUUAGUAACGCGAACCUUCUCCACACAGACCAUUGUCUUUUUCGAUACAAAAGCAAAGGCUCAUCGUAUGAUGAUUCUCUGUGGUCUCUGCGGGAUCCAGUGCGCCGAGCUUCACGGCAAUCUUACCCAGGYGCAACGCCUCGAAUCGUUGGAAAAAUUCAGGAAAGGCGAGGUCGAAAUUCUUCUGGCAACAGAUCUUGCAGCGAGAGGCCUCGAUAUCAGCCGCGUAGAAACCGUCGUCAACUUUGAAAUGCCAAACCAGGUUGAGACCUAUAUCCACCGCAUUGGUAGAACAGCUCGAGCUGGCCGCCGGGGAAAGAGUUGCACCCUUAUUGGAGAGGGAAGACGACACUUAAUGAAAGAGAUCAUGAAAGACGCUACUGAUAGAACAAAGAUUGCGAGUGAUAAUCAAACGCARAAAGCAGUUAUUAGAUCUCGAUCCAUCCCCGCGGCUGUAAUUGCUCAUUUUGUGAAGAAAAUURAGUCUUUGGAACCRCAUGUGGAAGAAGUUCUGCAAGCUGAAGCCGUUGCAAAAAUGGAUCGUUUGGCCGAAAUGGAGGUUAUGAGAGCGCAGAACAUAAUAGAACAUUCCGACGAAAUCAAAUCAAGACCCCAGCGCCAAUGGUUUGCGUCGGAGAAGGAGAAAAAGAGUACGAAGGAGGCCGCAGCCGAGAAAGCUAGACUUAUCAAAGAAAAGGUAGGAACUGGAAAACACCGUAUGACGAGAAAGAAACGCCGAGCUCGUGAAGCUAGAGAAAUGUUUGAGAACAUGGGCGACGAGGAUAAUGACGAACCUGCCUACCAGCCCGAAGUAUCCAUGAAAAAAGCUGCAAGAGAACACAAACGAGAUGCUUACGASAAGGAAGCGAUGAAAAACAGUAAGAGUGUUCACGAUUAUGAUGUUGAAAGAGCUGAAAGAAAGAAGCGCAAAGGGAGAGCUGGAUCAGAUGCUCUGGGCGAUAGUGCUUUGUUCGCCGACGAGAUAGUUGCAUAUGCUCCAAAGAAGACWAAGACCGAAGGUGAAGAAAGGGCAAAGAGUGCAUUCAAUUUCAGAGGCUAUAACCCAGACAUGGCAGGUAAGAAGAAACCAAAGGCAAAGGCGCACCACAAGUUUAAGUCGAAGAGCAAAUACAGGCGGCGUUAAUUAAAUUUARUCAGUUCAGAA